UCCAAUAAUAAUGUGUUCAUUUCAUUCAUUGACAAAACACAAACCACGAGGAGAAAUAUGUGCACAUUACGCGCACUGAUCGCGGUCUGUACACACACUUGCAUAGGCGAUCACUGUACACACAAGGAGGGAUUGAUUUGCAAAUGAAAUUCGGCAAAAUCGUGCACAGGACAUUAUCAAUCAAACCACUCUUGUUGCUGCGUGUGUUUCGUUGGUGGUAGUGGUGGUAAGAAGACGGUGGAAACAUUAACAAUAGAAGCGGCCCGGGAACUUGGGCAUAGUUGCAUCGGCGAUUGCAGCGUGGUGGUACUGUUAUUACCUCUGCUUGAUUCUUCGUGAAGUAAAAAAACUCCAGCUCCGAACUUCUUUGGACAUCUCGUUUGAGUGGACGGUACAAGAAUGAUGAACUCACCACCUACUCAGGUCCCGCCGACCAGCGUGUUGUACAAGCUGGACAAGGUGGCGUACAGCACCCCUCCGCCGGUCAGCUCGGACCCGGCCAACAACGAGUGCAAGCUGAUCGAGUACCGGGGAGCCAAAGUAGCCAGCUUCACCAUCGCCGGCGAUCUCAUGAUCUGCCUGCCCCAGGCUUUCGAUCUGUUCCUCCGGCACCUAGUCGGCGGCCUGCACACGGUCUACACCAAGCUGAAGCGGCUCAACAUCAUCCCCGUGGUUUGUAACGUGGAGCAGGUCCGAAUCUUGCGGGGCUUGGGGGCCAUCCAGCCCGGAGUCAAUCGUUGUAAACUGCUUACCAGGAAAGAGUUCGACAUCCUGUACGAAGAUUGUACCACGGCAAGGUAAGGAACUUGUCUUUUU
Patiria miniata (bat star) is the source of this 816-nucleotide messenger RNA. RefSeq names its product dachshund homolog 1-like. The transcript has a single exon. NCBI's taxonomy places the organism in Eukaryota, Metazoa, Echinodermata, Asteroidea, Valvatida, Asterinidae. Bases 400 to 801 code for a protein of 133 amino acids. The record is from RefSeq and is a predicted model, not a curated record.